Tribolium castaneum (red flour beetle) is the source of this 1433-nucleotide messenger RNA. RefSeq names its product NAD kinase 2, mitochondrial (gene Nadk2). The coding region runs from base 207 to 1373 and encodes 388 amino acids. Gene Ontology annotation, cellular component: mitochondrion. Gene Ontology annotation, biological process: NADP+ biosynthetic process; NAD+ metabolic process. The record is from RefSeq and is a predicted model, not a curated record. Gene Ontology annotation, molecular function: NAD+ kinase activity. The transcript has 5 exons. Lineage: Eukaryota; Metazoa; Arthropoda; Insecta; Coleoptera; Tenebrionidae.
GUCAAGCCGCAAUAUGAGGUCGGUUUCUCGCCGAAAAUUCAGCACGUUUCGAGAAAAUAAAAAUCGCACGUUGUGAAAUCACUGAUAAGAGGGUUCCAACUUUGGUGCAAAGUUCAACGCAAUUAGCUCCUAACCUAUACUCAAACAUACAUCCAUUUAUUUGGUAGUUUUACAUGUGAUUUCCAAUACAAACCGAAAACGAUCCGAUGUUUAAGCCACGGACUUCAUUUAAGGAUAUUAUUCUAGGGCUCAAAAAUGUGGCCACAACAUCCGAAGGCCAGCUCAAGAAUUCUAUUAAAAUUGAUAAGGUCUUAGUUUUAUCAAAACUGUCGCGUUAUGAGUUCGAGAAAAAGCAAUCAAAGUUCAGCAACGACGACGAUCUCGAGCAAGAGCUUCGAAGUCGAGGAACCGACUUCGAGUGGCUCAUACAUUGCCACAUGCUGCACAAAAAGUUCGAAACGAACGUGGUCAACACAUUUAGGAGAAUGGGAAUCGACGUACAAGUGGCCAACAGAUUCAAUUACACACAGGACAAGGUGGAUUGGGCGGACGUUAUAGUGCCAACUGGGGGCGAUGGCACGUUUCUUUUAGCUUCGAGUCGGAUUAGGGACAACACGAAACCGGUGAUUGGCUUCAACUCGGACCCCAAUCGCUCCGAGGGCCACCUCUGUCUCCCCAAAAAAUACUCGGCGAACAUUCAAAGCGCCAUCGAAAAGCUGCAAAACGGGGACUUUGACUGGCUGCUGCGGAGCCGAAUUCGCGUCAAGCUCAUCAGCCAGAAGGGCGAUAUUGUGCCGAAAUGCCUCCACGAGAUCGAGGACAACUUUGGGAAAAUCCACGGCAAGAUUCUCCCCGUUUUAGCUUUAAAUGAAGUUUUUGUGGGAGAGUCAAUCUCUUCCCGCGUCUCCCACCUGCAAUUGCGCCUCAACGGCUCCGUGGAGCAAACCAGCAUCAAAUGUUCCGGGGUGUGCGUUUGCACCGGAACAGGGUCGACUUCCUGGCACUUGAGCAUCAAUCGACUUCCGGCACAAAGCGUGUCCGAGCUUCUCAAGCUCGUUGAGGUGGAUUCCAGAGAAGAACGCGAGGUUUUGGCGGCGAAAAUCGCCGACGAGUACAACAGAAACCUCAUUUUCAGACCUGAUGACUCACGGAUGAGUUACACGAUCCGCGAUUUAAUAUCGGCUGGCGUUUGGCCGCAUCCCAAGGGAAUCAAGUCCAGGGAUUUUAUCACAAAGUUGGAGAUCAAGUCGAAUUGUUAUAAAGCGAGCCUUGUUAUCGACGGAGGCGUUUCGUUCGAUUUUAAUGACGGCACGAUUGCGUUUCUUGAAAUCAGACCAGAGGAUUCUUUACGAACUGUCGUGCUGCGGCCCUAAUUUUAAGCAUCACUGUUUUUUUUGUAUGUAAUAAUAAUAAAGUAAAGUACCACCACUGCA